AUGCGGAGACGCCCAAAUAUUUAUUUUCUGGAAUUGGCGGGAAAUUUAUUUUCCUUAUUGGAUAAAGAAAACACAGGGAAAGCUGAUAAACUUCUGUGUGAUGUUCUCCUUGAACAGUUAAAAGAUGCCCUGGCCAUCUCGGUGGACAAUCCCGAACGCCUCUUGGAAGCGGGUUAUAAUAUGAGUCCAGAGAAAUUAGAAGCAAUUUUGGAAAAGGUUUUAAACACUGAAGCGAAUCAUGACAUCAAGACCACAAAAGAACUUUUUGUCCUGACUGCCUUCAAGCAUUUUAUCAGUAAGGUAGGUCUAUCUCUAUCCAGGGAUUUCUUCUUAUAUCUCAAAGAGUUUUUUUUUCCGGGGCUACCAGUUUUCUCUGUUAAGUUUAAGAUUUUUUUCUUUCGGUUUCUCUUUCUCUUUCAGCUCUGCUGGAACGGUACCAGACACAAUCUAAAACUACUCACACGACAGACGCGAAACUUUAAUUAUGUCGUGGGCGCCGAGGUCAGUCGGCGAACGGCAAACGCACCUUUCCCGUCUAUCAAUCGCUUGCCUGCUACAGUCCUCAUCAACUCCUCCUCUUCCAUCUUCCCCGCUCCUCGCCGAUCGGUCGACACACCUUCAGUUCCGAUCUUGUUAUACGUCCCUUACAUUCUUUCCUUCUUUCCUUUUUUUGACUUUCUUUCUUUCUUUCUUUCUUUCUUUCUUUCUUUUCAUUUAAUUCCUUCUUUUUAUUCCUUUCCUUUCCUUCUAUUCAUUCUCUUUUCAUUCAUUCCUUACAUUGCUUCCUUCCAUUUAAAUUUCCAACAUUCUUUCUUUCUUUCUUUCUUUCUUUCUUUCUUUCUUUCUUUUCCGUCUUUGGACACUUUCUUUCUUUCUUUCUUUCUUAGGACAUUUUUCUUCUUUUCUCCUGAUUAA
Messenger RNA from Acanthosepion pharaonis, 915 nucleotides. Lineage: Eukaryota; Metazoa; Mollusca; Cephalopoda; Sepiida; Sepiidae. The record is from the annotation of a GenBank genome assembly.